This is a messenger RNA of Fusarium proliferatum ET1, 1938 nucleotides long. RefSeq lists its product as uncharacterized. Gene Ontology annotation, biological process: DNA-templated transcription; positive regulation of transcription from RNA polymerase II promoter by galactose. Lineage: Eukaryota; Fungi; Ascomycota; Sordariomycetes; Hypocreales; Nectriaceae. The record is from RefSeq and is a predicted model, not a curated record. Gene Ontology annotation, molecular function: DNA-binding transcription factor activity, RNA polymerase II-specific; zinc ion binding; RNA polymerase II cis-regulatory region sequence-specific DNA binding. Gene Ontology annotation, cellular component: nucleus. Bases 1 to 1938 code for a protein of 645 amino acids. The transcript has 3 exons.
AUGUCAUCAUCGACCCAAGAUCAGCCUCGCCCCCGCAAACGCCAUCGCAUUGCCGAGUCUUGCAAGCUCUGUAGGUCAAAAAAGACUCGAUGCGACGGCCGGCGCCCGACGUGUUCAUCUUGUGAGUCCAAGAACACGGCCUGCGAGUACAAUGAACCCAAUGUCGUGCUAUCCAGCGAUAUUCUGUCCAAGAUGGCAGAUCUUGAAGCACGGGUACAAGCGUUAGAGAGUCUGCCCAGCAAUUUUACAGGUUCAUUCCAUGUUGCUACAGGUACUCCGUCUCCGCUGCCGCGUCAUGGUAAUGCCCAGUCGUCGAUCGUGGAUAAUCCAACACUGCGGUUUAUCUCCUCUGUCACCCAAACUGCACGUACCGGAGGCAGCGAUAUACAAACUCAGCCAGGCAAUCCAAAUGAUCGCGCUACUUCAUUCGCCGGUAUGAACAUGAGUCAAGUCGUUCUACCCUCAAGAGAGGUUGCAGAUGACUUUGUUGAAUGUUAUGAAAGAUUGGUGUACCCUAUGUUUCCUGUGCUGCACAUCCCGAGCUUCAAAGCGAGAUACCUUCGUGUCUGGGAGUCACCAUCUAAUGACCAGGCUCUGGAUACUACCUUUGCAGCAAGUUUAAACAUCGUUUUUGCUUUAGGCUGCCUCAACAGCUCAAAGACAGAACCAAGUCUCAUAUUAUCAACAGCCGAAACCUUUUACGAACGCAGUCGUAGCAUCCUUCCACUCGAUUCACUUGACAGACCAAGUCUCGAGGUUGUCCAGUAUCUUCUGUUGACAGGGAAUUAUUUAAGCUUCACAAAAUACUCACACCGAUAUUGCAACACGUUGGCGAUGGCGAUACAGGUCGCGCAGACGAUAGACUUGCAUCGGGCUGAUCAUGGUGCAACGAGUCAAUUACAGCGCGAGAUGGGGAGACGAGUUUGGCAUUUAUGCUUGACAAUGCAAAGGUAUUUGCUCUAUCUGCAGGGCACUAGCACCACUAAGCGCCUCAGGUUGAUGUCUGCACUGUUUGGAUGGAACAGUGUACUGAUUCAUGAUAAUACUUGUCCAUUACCUCAGAUGAUAGAUGACGAAUAUCUCCUUGAAGAACGAGAGGGCUGUCAGCCGGCGGCAACGCCCUCAUUGUUGGAUGCCUUGGCAGUGUCUAUGAAGAUUUUCGAUGUUGUAGCCGGAGUUCGUGAAGUCAAUGCUGCCUCGUUCUCUAAGGCACUACAGAUGCCGGAACUGAUGAAGAUACUUCAGCUUAACGAACGUCUUACUGAGAUCGAAGACAACCUUCCAGAGCAUCUAAAGUAUAAGAGCGGGCGGGCAGCAAGUUCCGCAAGGGAAAAGGUUCUCCACUACCAGGCUGAGGUAGUGAAUUUAAGGCUGCUCUAUGUCAGAUUACUAGUCCUGCGCACAACUCUCCUUCCAGCAGCCCGUCAGGUGUUGGCACGUCAAGAUCUAAGCACCCCACCGUCACGCCUCGAACACGCAGUUCGCAAAGAAACAUGGCACAUCUGCAUACAGAGUGCGGUAACUUCACUGGACAUCCUACACACAAACCUGCAGUCGUCUUCAAAGGUCAUAAGCAUCCAUGCCAUGUUUGUCACCCUCUCGGCGACGACGGUACUAAUAGCAUCAUCUGCUCUGCCUAGAGAUCCAGCAGAUCCCCCUCCGUCGCAUGCAGACUCUAUUACAAAAGCCUUUGAGAUUCUCGAUGCACAUCAGUGGCGUGCUGAAGGCGUUUCAGAAACUCGAACAAAGCUGUGCAAGUUCCUCCAAACAGUUGAAAAUGCAAAUAGGGACCCAAUUUACGAACAAGGGCCUUAUGACCCUCUUGGGGGUCAAAGUGACGGCCACUUGAGGUUGCCUGAGCAAGCAGGUCUUUUCGACAAUAUCGAUCUUGGUGGGGACCUUUGGAUACCCCAACUUGAUGGCUUAUUGUACUUAUAG